GCUUCCGGGACUGACGCAGUUCCCUUCGUAAACACUAAACACUUCUUUGAUGGCCGAAGAGAAGGACUAUUUCUGAUCGUCGGUGGUACUUUUUUAAUUAAAAAGACCCAGUAUUGAUCGUGCGACUAACUUUCUUGGAUAUAUUAAAGAUUAUGAAAUAUUCUAAAAUCAAUGGAGACAAUGUUACAUCUGUGAUCGUUAAGGGGAAGUUCAGCAUGGUUCACACAAACCUGAAGGAUACAGGCCUAACAGUAGCCACACGCGACCAGGAGAAGGUGAACCCCAAGGUCGACCUGGAGAAAAUGCCUGUUCAGAAAUGCGCGGGGGAUGGGUCGGAGGUGGACGAACUGGCGGUCAAGAUCCAGCAGACGUGCCGCAUCGACCCGGAUGACCAGCAGCAGCAGCAACUGACCGAGGGGCUGGCCAAACUGUCUAUUGGCCUGGAGGGGAAGGAGGAGAAGCAGGAGCCCCUACCGGCUAAAACGAGACGCGCCCCCGCCGAAGAUGAUGAGCGAGAGGAAGUGGCGGCGGAGAAGUCGAGUCAGCAGGAGGAUGGAGAGAAGAAGAAAGAGGUGGAGGAGGAGAAAAAAGAGGAGGAGGAGGAGAAAAAGGAGGAAGAGGAAGAGGAGGUGGAGAAAGAAGACUCUUGCCGUCGGAUGAUUAAGCUGGAUGCGCCCGUCUGUGCAGCAGAGGAGGAGAAGGAUGAGACCACAGAGGAAGCGGCGCUGAAGCAGGAUGGGCAUGGGAGCAAACUGAACGAGCGAGGCCCGUCGCUGGGCGUGCCCGCUCAGGGCUAUACGUCUGGCGGGUUCCAGUACGUCAACGCACAGGGUUACAUCCCUUGUGUGAACAAGUACGCGGAGCAGCAGCAGGAGUUCUAUCCCGUGAUGCCCAAGAAUUUCCCGGACUACUCCAACUUCCAGCAGGCCGGCCCGGGCCAAGCGACCUUGGCCAAGCGCGAGAUGGACAUGCAGGAGAUGUACCACGAACCGCUCAAGUUCGUGCGGCCGCAGGCAGGGGACAUGACUCUGCCAGAGUUUGUCGGGAAUAAUCUGAACCAGCCCGCGAACGAGAUGCCCCCGCUAGUGGUCACCAGAAAGGUGAGCAAUGUGUUCCAGAAGCAGAUGUCGGGGGGCACGGUCUACACGGCAGACGACACGCCGUGUUCCCCCGAGCAGAUUGUCCCAGGCGGCGAGGCUUUCCUCUGUGCAGCAGGCAGCGGUGGUCAGCCCGAGUGGUCAAGUGGUGGCGGGUCAAACAUGGACUCCCUUGAGCUGCCCACCUCUUGGGACAACGUGAUGAACAUCCCCAUCGACGUGGACGAGCUGCUGGGCGUGGAGAACCUCCCCGCGAAGGAGCAACAGCAACAACAGAUGCAGCUCAAGGCGGCUGCGGACGGCGGCAGGAUGAUGGGUCUGGUCGGCGUCGGGGCGGACGGCGAUUCGAUGGUGGGCGGGUCGCCGGGGGGUCAGUACCCUCCGAACAACCAGAUGUCGCCCCCGAUGGUGUGCCCGGGGAGACGGGCUGGUCAGUCAGCCGGUCAGCAUCAGCCGCAGCACCAGCAGGUUAUGGCUUCUCCGCAGCAGGGAGCUGCUGUGAUGCAGCAGACGUCGACCGGGCUCCCUCCGGUCAGGUCUCUGCGACCGGCGCCUGGCGUCCUCCACGGUCAGUUUGUCCAGCAGCAGCAUCAGAUGGUACAACAACAGCAACAGCAGAUGGUACAGCAGCAACAGCAGCUGGUACAACAGCAACAGCAAACCUUCCAGCAGCAGCAGCAGCAGCAGCAGCAGCAGUAUCUAAACGCCCUGCCCAUCGCCAACAGGGGCGGGAAACUCCAGCAGUACGUGGCCCAGCAGCACCAGCAGGUGUUGCAGACGCAGCAGCAGCAGCAGCAGCGCAACUCCUUCAACAGCAGCGGCAGUGGUGAUGCUGUUGUAACGACGGCGGCCGGUGGCGGCCAGAAGGCGUACAUAGCCAACCUGGACGACCCGGGUUACGCCAGCGAUCUGAGCCCGGCUCACGACUCGUCCUCCUCCCCCACGCCCAGUCCGGCCUCCGUAAUGACGGCGUCCCCCGCCCCAUCCGGCGCCUCCCCGCCGCGACCCAAUUACUCACCGCCGCCAUCCAACAUGUCCGUCAUGUCCGCAGAUUCAGGCCUCACCGCGGACGACAUGACUGACUACCACAGCGGCUUCAUCGACAAGAACCUGGAGACCCUCAACGAUGCGCUGCACAUUGCCAGCAUGGACCUUCUGGAGAAGCGCAUUGAGCUCAGCUGCAGUCGCCAGGCGGCUGUGAUGUCGUCGCAACAGACGGGGAUGAUGUCACCGCCACAAGCAGCUGCGAUGUCACCGCAGCAGACAAGUGUGAUGUCACCGCAGCAGACAAGUAUGAUGUCACCGCCCCAAACAAGUAUGAUGUCACCGCCACAAACAGGUAUGAUGUCACCGCCACAAACAGGUAUGAUGUCACCGCCACAAACAGGUAUGAUGUCACCGCCACAAACAGGUAUGAUGUCACCGCAGCAAACAGCUGUCAUGUCACCGCAACAGGCGGGCAUGGGGCCAAACGUGCCCAAGAUGGAAGAGAUCUGCCCUGACCCGCAGGAAGCCCCAAGCCAGAAGCGGAACGGGAAGCCCUUGCAGCCGCCGCACACCCGCCAGCCGAUGGGAGUGGCUGUGGCCGCCACUGCGGGUGUCGUCAACGGAAACUCCCCGCACGCUGCCUGCAGCGCUCCUGUUAUGGUGGGCGGGGGCAGCAACAACGGGCCGAUGGUCCAUCCCGCAGACGUUGCUAACCUCAACCUCAACGGAGUGGACAAGAAAUCGGCCAAGAAUAAAAUCUCCAACGUGAUGAUGCCUCCGCAGCAGCUGCAGCAGCAUCAGCGUCCGCUGGUGAACGGCGCCGGGCCGAUGCAGCCGGCCGUCAUGCCGGGCACCACGCUGGUCAUCAGCCAGCCCACGGCCACCCCGCCCGUGGUCAACAAGGACGGGAAGAUCGCCAUCCCGCCCUGGCCUGCCAACAAGACGAGGACGGAGCAAGGAGGCUGUUUGAUGGGACCUUUGUUCAUCGUGUCCCCAGUGACCCCCGCGCCCAGCAAGCCAAGAAACCUACACAUCGCCGUGUCGGACGUGGAUGUGGAUCAUUACAUGGUGCAGGCCCUGCUGGAGAGACUGGUGAGGGAGGAGCUUACGCCCAUGAUUGACAGACAGAAUAACUUGGGACAGCGCAUGCACCCAACUGGCGUGGUGGAGCAAUCUGCGGCCAUCCACUGUGCCUCGUCCAACGGUCAGUCCUACCUGGCCACCCUCAACGCCCUGAUGACCGCGCCGGACAUCAACCUCAAUCUGGUCAACUCGGAAGGUCACACAGGCCUGCACUGCGCCAUUCUGUCCCAUGGGAAGUGCACGCCGAGCGGGGUCAUCGACAGUGUGCCCAUCAUCCAGGCACUGAUAAACGCGGGGGCAGACCCAAAUCUGCAGGUUCAGAAGAAUGGCAAGACGGCCUUGAUGUAUGCCCUGGAGUCAGGUGACCUUGACCUCAUUGAGCGUACCUUCCAGCUGGUGGACCCACUUAAACUGCCGGGCUUCUUGAAAACACAGUCAUUUGACAGCAACAGCUGUCUGAAGAUCGCGGCCAACCUCAAGCGGAAGUUGGACGCUGCGGGCCAACAACGCUUGCAGAACGCUCUGAAACCGCCGACGCACAGAGGUCAGUCGUCUCCCUUCAGCACGCCAUCGCCCCCACAGUCUUCGUGAAGGGGGCCUCGCUUCAUGUGUCGACGCAAGAUGGAAGGAAAGUCACACGCUGACGGAAGGGAAGAAGGGACAGAAAAGAAGGAGUGAGUGACAGAAGAGAAGUGACGGAAGAGAAGGAGUGAGUGACAGAAGGGAUGGUGUGAUGGAAGGAAAGAAGUCCGGAAGAGAAGGAGUGAGGGACAGAAAAGAUGGUGUGACGGAAGAGAUGAAGUGGCAGAAGGAAAGAAGUGAGAGAAGGUAGUAGAGAUGAUAUAGGAGAAGGAGUGAGUGAUAGAAAGCAAAAGAAGUGACAGAUGGAUGGUAACUUUCGUCCCCUAGUGUGCGCCUGUUGUUCACACACAGAUUUGACGGGCGGCUACGUCCGAUGUACAGAAUCCACCGUUCUUGAUGAUUUCCUAGCUUUGUUAUAGUUUUGCAUAUCUUUGUGUGGGGAGCAUCGUGGACUGACUGUAUGAAGGAAGCUAGUGCAUAUAGCCAUAUAUAUGUCUAUUUAAAUAGACGUAUAUAUUAUGAUGUUUAGACGUGCUUGCGUUUGAACGUUUAGCUGAAGUUGUGUUCUGCGUAGUUGAUUUUCUCUGUGUGGAAUCGUAACGUUUGAACGAUGGCGUCACGGUCGAGUGUCGUUGCUGGAGGAAGGUUCUGGCUACGGCGGGUAGUUACGUAGCCAUGCUGUAGGGGCAGAAGUGUGUGGUUUUGACUCGUCAAAGGGAUGGAACUCUACCGAAAAGGGGUCUCGUCUGCCUCAAGGAUUUCCUGUUGGGGUGAGAGAGCGGUGGACUAUGCUCUUUCGAAAGUUUGUUGACCCUCCCGCCAUAGUGGAAACGGAUGUUCUUCGAAGACUGUUUAUAGUGCCUGACUGUUGAAGAAGUGAAGAAAUCGUUGCCCUCCCACAAACACCCCCCCCCCGCACACACACACACACGCAUUUGCACUCCCCCUCCCCCCUCUGGACCCUUAUCCCGAUUUGUGGGUUUGGAAGACCGUACAGUCCUGGAAGUUUCAGAAGUCUCGACAAGGUACGAGAUAAGACAAGGUACGAGAUAAGACAAGGUACGAGAUAACUCGUUGAGAUGCGAAAUAUUUGUUUCACUUUUUUUUUUUCGCGAUGCGUUUGUUCCAUGUUGUUGUUUCUCAAUGUUGAUUUAUCUCAUGACCGCUUACAAGUGAAUGUGUGUGUUUGCCUGUGUGUGUGUGUUUGUCUGCAUGUGUGUGGUGCAACAUAUGUUGACAUGUGAUGUGUUGGUAUCAAGGGUCCAUUAUGUGAAACUGUAUACAAUUUUACCCCAACAACAAUAUCUCUGUUUUUGUUUUCUGCAUUCUUUAUUCCAUCGUCUUCUGUAACCAUACAUUGUGGUUUUUACAUGUACGUUAAAUCGCAAGCGUCCACUUUUACGCUGUAAAAAUAGAUGAGUAAGUUGUGGAGGUAUUGUGGAAUUAAGACGAUUUAGUCUAUUGUAAUUGAAAUCAAAUGAGUUUUUACCCCCCUUUGAUUGCUGUGAAAGUUUGUUCAAGAGGCGUGGCCUUUGAUUUUAACAUGUCUCCAAGAGGAUGGUGCCAGGGUUGGUGAAGAGCUCUGAAGACUCUUCAAACUACCAAAGUUUUAAGAAGAAAAAAAAGCACCCCGUUGGGGAUUCAAACCAGAGCCAUCCACACCGAAGCUCAGUGUAGUAGUACCAUCUGAGUUAAGGGUGGAGGUCUCUUUGUUUUUAUAACAUGCGCAUGUGAGUUGUGACCUGACAAACUUUUAACACUUUGCGGGCACUUGGUGCGGUGAAAAUGAUCUGUUCUGGUAAGUGGGCGCAGUUCUGCGCCAGGCCAGGCCCGUGAAGUCCGUUGCUGUCGCUCUCAAGGCAGGGUGACCUGAUCGGGUAUUUUGUACUGCUGGCUGUGUGACUGCAAAGUGUUAAGUAUGAUGAGUGCCAUCAUUGUUUUAUUGUUUUCUGCCAUGUAUGUAUGUAGUACAGUCGAAAUUGUUCAAGACAGUCUCCCUUUGUGGAUGAGGAAAGUGGUCGUCUUAGACAGGGAGAUGUCUUAGACAGGGAGAUGUCUUAGACAGGGAGAUGUCUUAGACAGGGGGAUGUCUUAGACAGGGGGAUGUCUUAGACUGGGGGAUGUCUUAGACAGGGAGAUGUCUUGGGCAGGGAGAUGUCUUAGACUGGGGGAUGUCUUAGACAGGGAGAUGUCUUGGGCAGGGAGAUGUCUUAGACAGGGAGAUGUCUUGGGCAGUGACUUCAUAAUAAGGAACUGUUCACAAAUAACGUCAGCUCAGAGGGGGGAUCAGUGAAAAGUUGAAAUGGGGAGGGGGGGGUGGGUGUCCGUACAAAGUUGCCAUCAUCCAUGAUGCUGUAAAAUGUUGGGGAAAGAAGAAAAGGAAAG
Molecule: messenger RNA, 6134 nt
Organism: Aplysia californica (California sea hare)
Lineage: Eukaryota; Metazoa; Mollusca; Gastropoda; Aplysiida; Aplysiidae
Product: histone-lysine N-methyltransferase 2D
Biological process (GO): regulation of gene expression
Cellular component (GO): nucleus
Molecular function (GO): protein binding
Source: RefSeq, a predicted model, not a curated record